UAAAACGAUCACUCACUCUUUCCAAAAUCCCCAACAAAAAAAAAUGGAGGACACCUGCAAAUCGGCGCUGAACUUCUUCUCCGAUCAGCAGCUCUGCUACGCCGACAUCCUCACUCCGCCGGAGGUCAUAGCUCGAAUCCAAGUCGCCAUCCUCAACUUCCUCAAAAUCCUCACCUCGCCGGACCCCGCAAUCUCUGACCUCCCUCUCGUCGCUCGAAGCUCAAGCAACACUCGACUCAAUCAAGGCCUGGUGACUCAGACCUCAUGGAUUUUCCUGACGCACUCGUUCUGUACCAGAUCGCUUAUGCGCCCCAAUGCCGCCAAGGCCUUCAUCAGAGUGUGGAAGGUGAUGGCGAUGUGCUGUGAGGUUUUGGGACAAGGAAAGAGAGUCACGCAGAGGGAGCUUUUCUACAAGUUGCUUUGCGACUCGCCGGAGUAUUUCUCGUCGCAAUCGCAGGUCAAUCGGACUAUCCAAGAUGUGGUGGCAUUGCUUCGCUGCAGCCGUUACAGCCUCGGAAUCAUGGCGUCUAGCCGAGGACUUAUCGCCGGCCGUUUGCUGUUGCAGGAGCCGAACCAAGAGGUUGUGGACUGUGCUGCCUGUGGAUUUUCAGGGCAUGCUAUCACUGGUGACCUGAAUAUGAUAGAUAAUUUGAUGAUGAAAACAGAUGCGCGGUACAUCAUUGUAGUCGAGAAGCAUGCAAUAUACCAGCGCCUGGUUGAGGAUCGUGUGUUCAACCAAUUUCCCAGCAUUCUUAUCACUGCUAAAGGGUACCCAGACAUCGCCACAAGGCUGCUUCUUCAUCAAUUGAGCCGUGCAUUUCCUGAUUUGCCAAUUUUAGCACUAGUUGACUGGAACCCAGCUGGUUUAGCUAUUCUAUGCACUUUCAAGUUUGGAAGUAUAGGGAUGGGACUGGAAGCUUACAGAUAUGCUUGCAAUGUGAAGUGGUUGGGAAUGCGAGCUGAUGACAUAGAGCUCUUACCUGCAGAAGCUUUGGUUCCACUGAAACCGAAGGACAUCCAAAUUGCUAAAGGCUUGAUAUCAUCGGACAUGUUGCAGGUUAACUACAAUAUUGUAUUGCAGGAGAGCUACAGAGAAGAGUUGCGAUUGAUGGUUGAGAGUGGUCAGAGAGCAGAAAUUGAAGCACUGUAUUGCCAUGGAUACGAUUACUUGGGAAAGUUCAUAGCAAAGAAAAUUGUACAAGCCAAUUACAUCUAG
Messenger RNA from Fragaria vesca subsp. vesca, 1216 nucleotides. Its product is annotated as meiotic recombination protein SPO11-2-like. Gene Ontology annotation, cellular component: nuclear chromosome. Gene Ontology annotation, molecular function: ATP binding; DNA binding; DNA topoisomerase type II (double strand cut, ATP-hydrolyzing) activity. The record is from RefSeq and is a predicted model, not a curated record. Bases 44 to 1216 code for a protein of 390 amino acids. NCBI's taxonomy places the organism in Eukaryota, Viridiplantae, Streptophyta, Magnoliopsida, Rosales, Rosaceae. Gene Ontology annotation, biological process: meiotic DNA double-strand break processing; meiotic DNA double-strand break formation; reciprocal meiotic recombination. The transcript is spliced from 10 exons.